Molecule: messenger RNA, 4321 nt
Organism: Zea mays
Lineage: Eukaryota; Viridiplantae; Streptophyta; Magnoliopsida; Poales; Poaceae
Product: Electron transporter
Exons: 12
Coding region: 2226-4163 (645 amino acids)
Source: RefSeq, a predicted model, not a curated record
ACAACACACCUGCCUGACCUACCCUGGCCACGCCUCCCAGUCCCAGAGGCCGGAGCACCGAACCGAACCGAACGCAGUUAACCCCAGCCGCACGCCUCGUGCAACAAGGGCUCGCCGCCAGGGAGAAGGAGAAAUUCCGCGUGACAAGCGCGCGGCUCCCGGCAGCAGCGGACAAGUGCUCGCGCCUCCCUCCGCCCGUCGCCUGCCCUGCUUUUGAUGGGUGGGCGGGCGGCGGCGCAGAUGAGGAGGGCGACGACGCGCGGCAGCGGACGAGAGAAACGGGACAGGGGCAGGGCAGCCAGCCACGCACGACCACGGCCGGCCCCCCUCCUUUACCCUCCCCGCGCCCCGCUUUCGACGCUUUUGAGGCUGAGCCCCAAUCUUUUCUUCCAUUCUUUUGGGCCCCGCUGCUUCGCUGCUUGUGUUGUGUUGCGUUGUGUGUGAGUGACCCUAAACAAAGCCUAGUUGGCAUGCCCACAAACUUAGCCUUGUCUUUAACGACUGAUUGUCUUCGGGGUAGGGGGUCUAGACAUCUACCAGUAGCAUUUUCUGUGUGUGUUAGUACAAGUGGUACUGUAGGCAAAUGGGAGGAGUCACUUUAGGAGCCAAAUGGCAUGAUUUCCCUCUCCUCUCCUCUCCUAGUGGUGGGUUUUGUUUGAACGGAUCUGUAGUGGUGGUGAUUUAGGCGUCCCAAUAUUCUAUGCCUUGUUGUUUAGAAAGAACGCAGGCAUCCCACUUACUAAUCCCUGCAUUAGUGAACUGCGCUUUCUUUACUGAAGUAGUAUUAAUAAGAGAUGAGGUUGUCUCGUGCACACCUGACAGGCUGACACACACCCCCACAGUCGAGACAGCUGACCACCCUGCAAAUUCCAGUCUGUACGUACGUACGUACGUGCUCAGCAGCAGUGUUCAUCUUUCGAGAAUGUAAGUUUUGAAUCUUGUGAGUUGUGAUGCCUUAUGCAUGGAGUGUAUUAAAUGCUCACAGGAAAAACCAGACUACUAUCAAACUCUGCUUAUAUAUCUUCAUAAAAAAAAACGAACUCAUCUGCAGUACAGAGGUUAACUGGAGCGCUCGUGCCAGGUAGAUCUAGAAACCUGCCUGCGCCAUUAACAAGUACACUAUCCACUGCCACCCACCAGCAUCAACCACCAAGAUUAGGCAACCUCACAUCCAGUCUCUCAAAACGGAAUAGAUAAUUCAUAACCCUUGAUGCUUUUGGCCUGUUUGUCAUCGUUUGGUGCAGUGCACACCACUCACCACUCACUCACCAACUGCUACUUGCAUGCUGAAAAUCUCUUGCACAAAAAGGUCUGGUAGGGGAACGUGCUACUUUCGAUGUUUUGUCAGUUUGGUAACACAAGGUUUGUGGCUCUAUUAUCAGGAGCUGGAGGCGUUAAAGGCUUUGCACUGAUAUAUGCUCCCAUAACCAUACUCUCACUCCAACCCACAUGUCUGUCUGAUGUCUCAUGUCGCUGUAUCAGGGUUUGGGGGGUAGAGAAGCCUGAUUAGGGCACAAAUUACCAGGCUGGCUGAAAAGGUUUCCCCUUUCCCUACCCUGGUUUCUCUGGACGCAAAAAAAAGAAAGAAAGAAAAACAUAGAAAACCCGGAGGACUAGAGCGAACGAGGGUUUCAGACCUGACCUGGGGCAUGCGGAAAAGGCGUAGUGGUUAACCUAUUCAUUCAUCAUCCGUCACAGCAAGGAACGAACGGAACCCCAGGACAGGGGAAAAGUUGCGUGUGGCGUUUUUCACAAGAUGUCACAGUCAACGGCCUUUUUGCAGGCUCGCCACUAGCGUUGGCGCUCGCUUGUGCUGUAUAUAUGCACAUACACACGCAGACGCAGUGCUCAGUGGGGGUGGAUGCAGAGCAGUUGGAUCGGGGACACACACAGAGAGAGAGAGGGCUUUGCUUUCCGUUUUCCUCUCCAAAUGGCUCAUUUAGCUCUUGACCGGAAGAGUGGAGGGUGGUGGUGCGGGUAGAGAUAGAGAUAGAUGGCACUCGUCGGUGUGGACAGUGCUGGGUUCCUUGGAGCUUAGCGUGACUUCAUCAGAAGACGCCGUUUGCCUGCCUGGCUGCUUGGUCUUGGGUCGACGACCGGAGCCCCCUCCCUCGUGCUCGCCUUCUUCCUCCCUGUCCCUGUCCCUGCUACCGAGUUUCCGGGCGCUGACCACUGGGCAACUACAGCUGAUCUCUUUCUUGAUUGACUCUUAGCUCUGCCGCGGCAUGGAGGUGGAGGCUCUGGAGAAGAAGGGGCACGCAGCUUUUGCCAAGGCGAUGAAAUCUUUCGGCUCUUCCGAGCGGUACAAGCGAUCCACGAGUGGCAGAUAUUUUGAGGAUAUGUAUGCUACAGACGCUUUGCGUUCUUCAGACAAGACGAUUGUUCUACCUAUGCCGGAAGUGGUAAAAGCUAAGGUCAAAUGUGAUAUCACUAAGGAAGCUCAACCCGGGAGGGGAGCACAAAGCACCUUGAGAAAGGAGAUUCUUCAGCUCGAGAAGCACCUCAAGGAUCAACAGGCUGUGCGUGGUGCGCUGGAAAAGGCUUUAGGGCCUAACGCUGGCCCUGUCAGCUUGUCGCCAGAGAAUCCAAUGCCACAGGCAGCUAAUGAAUUGAUACGGGAGAUUGCUACAUUGGAGCUGGAGGUCAAGAACAUGGAGCAGUAUCUCCUGACGCUGUACCGGAAAGCAUUUGAGCAGCAGCAAGCGCCUGCGUUUUCCCCCCCUGACCGCCGGGAAGCUUCGAAGCCGUCAGUGAGCUCGCGUUCUGGGCAGCUCCGGGAAACGCCCAUGGCAACGAAGUCUUCUUGCAAGAGUAGAGGGGACGCAGCACUGCGGUCCAGUUACCCGCCAGCGCAUAAGAAACUGAACGAUCCAUUGGCGGAUUGCUGCACAUCUGCUCGAUUUGAUAGAGUGGUUGAUUCAGACGUCCUCCGCUGCCAGUCUGCGUUGUCAUACCGUGGAGUUUGUUCGUCCAGGAUAUUGCCUUCGGAGGACGAUAGUCUUGCAAGGGCUCUUCGCUCGUGCCACUCGCAGCCUUUCUCAUUCGUAGAGGAAGGAGACACCGGUGCAUCAGGGAUGAUAAGCUUAGCAGAGUAUCUAGGAACUAAUGUAGCUGACCACAUCCCUGAAACUCCAAACAACCUGUCAGAGGAGAUGGUGAGAUGCAUGGCGGGGAUAUACUGCAGACUCGCAGAUCCUCCCUUGGUUCACCACGGCUCGUCCUCUUCACCGUCGUCGUCGUUCUCCUCGACUAGCGCAAUCUCUCCGCAGUAUGUGGGGGACAUGUGGAGUCCCAAAUACAGGAGAGAGGCGACUCUGGACUCCCGUCUGAUAAACCCGUUCCAUGUCGAUGGUCUGAAGGAGUUCAGUGGACCUUACAACACAAUGGUUGAGGUUCCUAUGAUUAGCCGGGACAGUCGGAGGCUGAAAGAAGCCGAGGACCUGCUCCAGACUUACAAGUUGAUUUUGUAUCGGUUGGAAGCCGUUGAUCUGAGGAGAAUGACAGAUGAAGAAAAGAUCGCAUUCUGGGUCAACAUACACAAUGCUUUGCUGAUGCAUGCUUAUCUGAAGAAUGGCGUCCCACAGAACAAUCUAAAGAAAACAUCCCUACUUGUUAAGGCUGCCUGCAAAAUAGCCGGACGCAACAUCAACGCCGCCGUCAUCCAGAGCAUUGUUCUUGGGUGCAACACACACUGCCCCGGACAGUGGCUACGGACGCUGCUUUACCCCAGGAUCAAAAGCAAGGUGAGCAAAGCGGGGCAUGAGUGGCGGGCCUUUGCCGUUGCGCAACCGGAGCCUCUUUUACGCUUUGCGCUUUGUUCCGGCAGCCAUUCUGAUCCCGCGGUGAGGGUGUACACUCCGAAGCGGCUGUUCCACCAGCUGGAGUCGGCCAAGGAGGAGUUCAUCCGGGCGACGGCCGGCGUGUGGAAGGAGCAGAAGCUGCUGCUCCCCAAGCUGGUGGAGGCGUACGCCAAGGACGUGAAGCUCUCGCCGCAGGGCCUCGUGGACAUGGUCCAGCGCUACCUCCCGGAGAGCAUGAGGAUGGCCGUGCAGCGGUGCCAGCACGGCGGCAGGUCGUCGGGCAAGGUCGUGGAGUGGGUGUCCUACAACCCGGCCUUCCGCUACCUGCUCGCCAGGGACCUCGCGUUCCCUCACCUCAGCUGACCGUUCGUUAAUCUUUAGUAGUAUAUGCGUGUGUGCCAUAGGGUUAGAAGUAGAGAAGGGAUCAUGUGCAGUUUUUGUGUGGUGGUUGUCAAUGGCUUUUGUAGAUGAUGAACAGGAAACAGGGGAAGAAAUGAGAGAAAGCACGUUUGACAAUGGAC